GUCCCGUUAUCUCGGCCGAAUUUUCUUUUCAUUUCCGCAUUUGGCAGUCAAGAAGGGUUUUAAGUCGGAAUAUUUUUGGAAUUUGGGAUCUGCGAAAUACAUCAUUUUCAAAAACGUAUACUAGAUCGCGCUCAAGAAUUUGUGUUGAAAACAGUCUGUUAGGAACUCUUCAAAGAGCUUUAACUACAAAGUGAACCAGCUGAUAGAAUGUCCCAAUCGCAGGAGCCAAAGUCAAGGGUCGCAUCUACAUCAACUCAGGGUAGCCAGCCUUUAGCCUCAGAAUCUGGUGCUACUGGAGUGCACGAGACUGUUUCAACGUCUCCUAGCCAAACAACUUUGAAUGAUUCCAAAAUAAUACCAGCCUCAUCGCCAGAACUUCUUCAAGAAGACAAAAUUGUAAAACUUUUGAAUUCUGAUGGUGCCAUUGAUGCGUUGCUGUCAAGGUUGAAGAGAAGUGUGCUGACUUGUGAAGAGUUUGCCAGAUAUAUGAGAAAGAAAGCUGUGCUGGAGGAAGAUCAUAAUGAGCAUUUGAAGAAAAUAUCUAAAACAACUCAAGAGUUAUUAAAGAGUUCCAGCUCAUUGAAGAGUGAUUCUUUCAUCACAAAUUUUGAUAAAAUUGUUAAAUUAGAUGAUAAAAUAUCUCAACACGGAUCCGGAUUCAGCAAAAGUUUACAUCAAAUGCACGAGGAGCUUACAGCUUUAGGUUCAACUAUAGCAAAAUCAAGAAAAUCAACCAAAGAAAACUUCAGAAGAAAGGAAAAGGAAGUCGUCGAUGCCAUCUCAAGUGCUGAAAAGGCAAAGAACAAAUAUGAUGGGUUUUGCUUGGAGUUGGAAAGAUUGAAGACCACCGAUCCCACAAAAAAGACAUUUACUUUAAAAGGUUCUAAAACCACAACAGAACAAGAAGAGAUUCUAACAAAGAAAAUUGAGAUUGCGGAUGCUGAUUAUAGACAAAAAGUUGCAACUUCAACUGGGUUGAGAAGCGUUUUCUUGAAUACUUUCAGACCAUCAACUGCAAAAAGUUUAAAAGACUUGAUUAUCGAAAUCGAUAUUGCAAUGAGUGUUCAAUUACAAAAGUACGCGUCAAGACUAGAAGAGUCUGUGUUAAAUACAGGUUUAACAAUUAGCCCUCUAUCAGGAAAAGACGUUCAAUCUGUUAAAAGCAUUGCUGCCUCCAUCAAUAACGAACGUGAUUUAUAUCAAUACUUAUUGAGAAGUACAGGAACUGCUACAAACAAGCAGUUAAUACCCGUGGAAUACAGACAGCAUCCAUCAAUUGCGCCAUCUACAAGUGACAGUUCAAUCAAAGUGAGAAGUUUCAAUCAAAGCAAUAACAACAGCCUACCAGCUGGACGUAAAAUCUCAACUCAUAAUGAAACUCCAUUUUCCAGUGCUCAAAGUCCAAGUAUGGUACCAACUAGCAAUUCAUUCAAAUCAAAUAAUCUAGAUCCAAGGGGUGGCUCAAACACAGUUGCAUCUUCUCCGUAUAUUGAUGGUAGCGAUGCUUCAUUCAACAGUUCCACCGUUGGUGGUCCAAGACCGCUCUCUGUUAUCAAUAAUGAAAACGUUCCAUUACCACCAGGCACAGCUUCCAACUUUAAAACAUUUGGUACUCCAAUUUCAGACUUGAUUGAAUUUGAAGGUGAAAUGGUUCCAUCCAUAGUUCGUCAAUGUAUCUAUGUGAUAGAUAAGUAUGGUUUAGAGAAAGAAGGAAUUUAUAGAACCAGUGGAAACGUCUCCACGGUCAACUCAUUACGUGAUUUAAUAGACAAAGAUCCAACCAAUAUCAAACUUAUAUUACCAAAUCCAAAUUCAGUUUCUGAUAGUGAUAUUUAUGCUGUCGCCUCAUUGCUAAAAUCCUACUUUAACUCUUUACCAGAAGCUUUAUUUACUAAUGAGGCUAGUCCAAAGUUUUUGGAAUAUAUCAAAAUUCAAGAACCUGAGCUAAGGUUGAAAAGAGUUCAUCAAGUCGUCUAUGAUUUACCUGAUGGUUCUUACUGGACAUUAAGAAGUUUGAUUUUCCAUUUGAGUGAAGUCGUUUCCAAACAAGAGGCCAAUUUAAUGAACUCUAGAAAUUUGGGUAUCAUUUGGGGUCCAACGUUAUUCCCUAAAGAUGAUUUUAAUGCUAGUGAUAUGAGUUACCAAGGUAAAUUGAUUGAAGAGUUGAUUCACCAUGCUGACGACAUUUUUGAGGCUGAAUAAGCUGAAUGUUAAUGAUAUUUUUUGUAAUGUAUACGUCAUAAAAAA
Messenger RNA from Hansenula anomala, 2247 nucleotides. RefSeq names its product GTPase-activating protein RGD1 (gene RGD1). The annotation marks the transcript as partial. Gene Ontology annotation, cellular component: cytoplasm. The record is from RefSeq and is a predicted model, not a curated record. The transcript has a single exon. NCBI's taxonomy places the organism in Eukaryota, Fungi, Ascomycota, Saccharomycetes, Phaffomycetales, Wickerhamomycetaceae. Gene Ontology annotation, biological process: signal transduction; regulation of GTPase activity.